Molecule: messenger RNA, 2205 nt
Organism: Nerophis lumbriciformis (worm pipefish)
Lineage: Eukaryota; Metazoa; Chordata; Actinopteri; Syngnathiformes; Syngnathidae
Source: RefSeq, a predicted model, not a curated record
UGCACUGCAGGGAGAAGUAACCCGGAUGCUUGGCGGCGUAGCAAACAUGUCCAACAUGUCCAACAUUAUGUCCUGUUUCUUGCUCCUUGCAGCUCUUUUCGCUCCCGGGAGGACGGCGGAGGUGUCGCUGUGGAAUGUGGACAUCAACUCGACCCAGCAUGCUGUGUUCCGGAAGACGCUAUAUGCCAACACUACCAUCUUCAUGAAGUUCCAGGGUGACGUGGGCUCAUGCGACCGAACUGUGGCCUUCAACAUCAGCUGGUACCUGCGCUCGUCUGUCUGCUACAACGAGGUCUUCAACACGCCGGACAACAAGGCCAUCAACAUGUUCGCCAUGGAGCACAUGCUGAAAGAAGGCUGGAGUGGCUUCUACAGUCAGGGCUACGUCUACUUUGACAACUGCUCGGCUCUCUUCUCGCCAAAGGUGUACUAUGCAGACUUCAAUCCCUACCAACCCCUGUCUAGUCCCAAGAGUGACCCUUCCAACCAGAGCCUCACUUGGCCCGACAAGCCGGACAUCGGCGCCGUGGCCAAGGCGUGGGAGGACAGCCCUUACCUGUUCAUCGUGAAGGUGCAGCCAGUCUUCCGCGGCCCGGAGGAGGAAGACUUUACUUUCACCAUGAAAGUGGAGAUGAAGGGACCACAUGACUAUUCAUCCCCGGCAGACUGGCCCCAGAUGAUGUUCUUCAUGGUCAUGUGCAUCGUCUACGUCUUUUUCGGGACCCUCUGGCUCUUCUGGUGCGCCUGCUACUGGAGGGACCUGCUGCGCAUCCAGUUCUGGAUCAGCGGCGUCAUCAUCCUGGGCAUGCUGGAGAAAGCCGUCUUCUACUCGGAGUACCAGAGCAUCCGCUACCGAGGCGACUACGUGGAAGGAGCGGUGAUAUUUGCCGAGCUGCUGUCUGCGCUGAAAAGAUCUCUCGCCCGCAUCCUGGUCCUCAUUGUCAGCCUCGGUUAUGGCAUCGUCAAGCCCAGGUUAGGAACCACAGUGCACCGGCUGGCAGCCGUUGGGCUUCUUUACCUCCUCUUCUCUUCAGUGGAGGGCGUGCUGAGAGUGACGGGGGGUUUCUACGGGACGGUUGCCUUGGUGGCCAAUCUCAGCUUGUCCCUCAUUGACUCCUGCGUCAUGUGGUGGAUCUUCAUCAGUCUGUCGCAGACCACCCGGCUGCUGAAGCUGCGCAGGAACGUGGUGAAGCUCUCCUUGUACCAACACUUCACCAACACGCUCAUCUUCUCCGUGGUCGCAUCCAUCAUAUUCAUCAUAUGGACCACCAAAGUCUUCAAGCUGGUGGACUGCCAGAAGAGUUGGAGGGACUUGUGGGUGGACGACGCCUUCUGGCGUCUCCUCUUCUCCACCAUCCUUCUGGUCAUCAUGGUGCUGCUGCGGCCCUCCGCCAACAGCCAGAGGUUCUCCCACUCGCCUCUGAUCGACGAGGACGACGAAGAGGAUGACGCCAAGGAGCCCAUGUUGAAUGAAGCAUUUGAGGGCAUGAAGAUGAGAGGGUCCAAGCCAGAUGCAAACGGAUCCCAGAAGCUGCUGAGCAAGGAGGAUGAAGAUCUAAAAUGGGUGGAGGAGAACAUUCCCACAACCGUUGCUGACGUCGCCCUGCCUGCCAUGCUGGAUGAGGAAGAGGAGAUCCUGAAAACAAAGAUGGAAAGAUCCAAAAUGGAGUAGAGGUGUCCAGACAAACAGGAAUGACUUUGUUCUCCAGUUGCCAGGUGAUUGCAGAAACACACAUUCAGUCCCAAUGACUUUCCAGUGUUGUGAAAGAAAAGAGUUGGACAUUUGAGAUGAUUGAUGCUGCACUUUAUGACACAGAAGUGAUCACAGGACUCUACUAAACAUGCUCUCGUCUAUUAGUCACUCCUUCAAACUCUAAUCAACCUAAAUCUUUCUGGACUAUAUGUGCGUCAGUCACAGAACAUUUGAAGGCAGCCUUCAAUACUCCAAACCACAUCAUUAGUAACUCUUCAUUUGCUUCCUGUGACACAAUGUGUGCAAUCUACUGAAGGAAUGUCAGAAAUGACUUCAUUUAUGCGUAUGUGUCUUGUAAAAAAGAUGUAUUAUAAAUAUACUAACAUGAUAUAUAUUGUCUCAGAUUUGAUGCCUAAUCCCACUUUUCGGCUGUGAGUCUGCAAUGUGAUGUGAAGUUGAUACUAUAAGGCAGAAAAUGGCCCACAAAUAAAUUUUUUACUGAAUGAUUCCAA